Molecule: messenger RNA, 1342 nt
Organism: Megalops cyprinoides (Indo-Pacific tarpon)
Lineage: Eukaryota; Metazoa; Chordata; Actinopteri; Elopiformes; Megalopidae
Gene: dcn
Product: decorin
Exons: 8
Coding region: 175-1269 (364 amino acids)
Molecular function (GO): protein binding
Source: RefSeq, a predicted model, not a curated record
UCCUCCUUGUGUUGGCUCACACCUGCCUCGUCUUGGCUGCACACUUUUGAGUGCAAUUACCCCUCGGCCUCCGGAGUGGCACUGCGAACAUUCCCCCUUCUGGAUUGUGGGAGACGAACACAAAAGCACAGCGUGCUCUAAAGUACACAGGCAUCUCAAGCCAACGACAGCAGCAUGAAAUCGGCCUGUCUCUUCCUGCUCCUGGGCACGGCCUGCUGGGCCCUGCCCUUCCGCCAGACUGGCUUUCUGGACUUCAUGAUGGAGGACGAGGCGGGGUCCGGACUGCCCGAGGUACCCGUGGACCCCGAACUCAGCGUGCCCCCCGUCCCGGAAAGUCCCCAGUGCCCCUUCAGGUGCCAAUGUCACCUGCGGGUCGUGCAGUGCUCUGACUUGGGUCUGACGACCAUUCCGGAUAAAAUCCCCUCGGACACCACCCUUCUUGACCUGCAGAACAACAAAAUCACAGAGAUCCGGGAGAACGAUUUCAAGAACCUGAAGGGCCUGCAUGCGCUCAUUCUGGUGAACAACAAAAUCACCACCAUCCACCCCAAGGCCUUCAUGCCCCUUGGCAAGCUGCAAAGGCUCUACCUGUCCAAGAACCUCCUGAAGGACAUGCCCACCAACAUGCCCAAGAGCUUGCAGGAGCUGCGCAUCCACGAGAACGAGAUUGUCAAGAUCAAGAAGACCGCCUUCGAGGGCCUGGCCAACGUCAUCGUCAUGGAGCUGGGCUCAAACCCACUCAAGAGCUCUGGGAUUGAUGCCGGAGCCUUCGGUGACCUCAAACGGGUCUCCUACAUCCGGAUCUCCGACACCAACAUCACUGAGAUCCCCAAAGGCCUCCCAGCCUCCCUGUCAGAGCUCCAUCUGGACGGAAACAAGAUCACCAAGGUCCAUGCAGACAGCCUCAAGGGCCUGAAAAACCUGCUCAAGCUGGGCCUGAGCCACAACGAGAUCAGUGUUGUGGAGAACGGAACCAUGGCCAUGGUGCCUCACCUGCGAGAACUGCACCUGGACAACAACAUACUGACCAGCGUGCCCGCAGGCCUGCCUGAGCACAAGUACAUCCAGGUGAUCUAUCUCCAUAGCAACAAGAUCUCGGCAGUGGGCACAGAGGACUUCUGCCCCCCUGGCUUCAACACCAAGAAGGCCAUGUACUCAGGGAUCAGCCUGUUCAGCAACCCUGUUCCCUACUGGGAGGUCCAGCCAAUCACCUUCCGCUGCGUCUUCGACCGCUCUGCCAUCCAGCUCGGAAACUACAGGAAGAAGUAGACCGUCCCCCGGACUGAACAACCGCUUCGUACCACUGUGCUGCACCCCCCCCCCACGCCCCUCGCCCCUUGCC